Recurvomyces mirabilis is the source of this 1236-nucleotide messenger RNA. RefSeq lists its product as uncharacterized. The record is from RefSeq and is a predicted model, not a curated record. The transcript has a single exon. Bases 1 to 1236 code for a protein of 411 amino acids. Lineage: Eukaryota; Fungi; Ascomycota; Dothideomycetes; Mycosphaerellales; Teratosphaeriaceae.
AUGCGGUUACUCAAGACAGAAACUCUAGAGUUCGUGGACUUCACUCGUCCGCCACCACGAUAUGCGAUCUUGAGCCAUCGAUGGGGCAAGGAAGAAGUUUCUUAUGCCGACUUUGCUUCCAAAGAGAGAGAAGAUUGUCCUGGCUGGACCAAGAUCAUCAGAUGCUGUCAGAUGACCAGAGAGCGAAAGUAUCAGUAUGUCUGGAUUGACACUUGCUGCAUCGACAAGCGCAGCAGUGCCGAGCUGUCAGAGGCAAUCAACUCGAUGUGGGACUGGUACUCGCAAGCCGCAGAGUGCAUUGCUUAUCUAUCAGACGUACACUGGUCGUCGGACUGGGCGCAUAUGUUGGAGAGAUUCGAGCGCAGUGAGUGGUUUCGCCGUGGCUGGACACUCCAGGAGCUUCUGGCGCCCCGAAUCGUGAUCUUCUAUUCUUCCGAUUGGCGCGAGAUCGGCGGGAAACGCGACGUGACGAUCCUACCAGUGAUCGUGAAAGCUACGGCUAUACCUGAGAGCUGCUUGAUGGCUGGCAUGAUCAUACAUACGAAGUGUGUUGCCGAGAGGCUGAGCUGGGCCUCUAAGCGGAGGACUACUAGACCAGAGGAUAUGGCUUAUAGUCUACUUGGUCUCAUGGGAGUGAAUAUGCCUCUGCUGUAUGGCGAGGGCUCUAGGGCCUUCUUACGACUCCAACAAGAACUCGUGCGGCAGGUUGAUGAUGAGUCCAUCUUCGCAUGGCGUCAUAUCUCGCCACCAGCCGGUCUGAUGUCUGGCAUACUCGCACCUGAUAUCAGCCUUUUUGCUACUUCAGCCGGUAUCAGGACACUGCGCAACGACAGGGCUCCCAUCGCCAUAACAAACAAAGGUCUACAGAUACAAAGUGCAGCAACCUACGUCAAGCAUGCCGAGAUUGCUGACCUUUACGUGUUUCAGCUGAACUGUGAAUAUCCAAUGGGGCUGGAAGCUGGCACCUUGCAACAUGCUCGUUGCAGUAUCGCUAUACGUACAGACGACAAUGGGCAGUGGUGCCGUGUGCUCACUUCACGCCUUGGAGAGCAUCUGGAGCUAAUGUUUCCGGGGCUGGAGAAGGAAGAGUUUUCUCAGUUAACAUUCUUCAUACGGCUUUCCCGAUGGGAUAAUGUCUACCAGCCAGUGCUGUCGUUGUUGAACAAGGCCAGAUUGGCGUGGCGCAGCAAGCGAGCAGAUACUUGGUUCCUAACUGAGCUACCACGUGCAGCAUGA